AUGAAGGCGCAGACCGGGCCGGACUACCCGGAGAUGGCUCGGGAGGCCGUGACCGCUGCACUCCGCGAUGCUGGCCUGCCCUACACCGCCGUCGAGGCUGUGGUGGCCGGCUACUGCUACGGCGAGCCCACUUGCGGGCAGAGGGCGGUCUACGAGAUGGGCCUGACGGGUGUGCCUGUGGUCAACGUCAACAACAACUGCUCCACGGGCUCCACUGCCCUCUUCGUCGCGCGGAACUUCGUGGCGGGCGGCCUGUACUCGUGCGCGCUCGCCCUGGGCUUCGAGAAGAUGGAACGCAAUCUCUCGCAAAAGUAUACGGACUCGGGCUACACGAGUCCCGUGGCGCGCCACUUUGACUACAUGUUCGCGUGCGGUUCCAACCGCCAGCAGGUGGGUCGGCUCAAUGAAAUGACCGGCAACGUCAUCAAGAUGUUCGGCGACGCGGCACUCGAGCACCAGCGCAAGUACGGGUCCAACGAUGCGCACCUCACCACCCUGGCCUACAAGAACCACAAGCACUCCGUCAACAACCCCUACGCCCAACUCCAGAAGGAGAUCCCCUUCGCGUUCGUUAAGGCGCACGGGCUCGAGAGCCAGGCCGUGGAAAUUGUGGCUCAAGCUCUCGUCACCGACGUGCCCUCGUCAUUCGACCUCGAGAACAAGAGCUUUGCCAACCUGUGUGGAUUCGACCUCACGUCGAGGGGCGCUCAGCAAGUCUUUCGAGACUCGGGUCUGAAGCCGAGCGAUGUCGAUGUGCUCGAGGUCCAUGAUUGCUUCUCCGUCAACGAGCUGCUGGUCAUGGAAGCCGUGGGCCUGUGCGGAAAGGGCGAGGGCGGCAAGCUCGUCGACUCUGGACGGUGGAUUCGCAACGCGGCCGGCGGCGAACUAUUCCAGGUGGGCGGCAGAUGGGUGGUCAACCCGAGCGGCGGUCUUGAGUCCAAGGGCCACCCCAUCGGCGCCACGGGCUUGGCCCAGUGCGCCGAGCUCUGCUGGCAGCUACGGGGCAAAGCCGACAAGCGGCAGGUGGAGGGAGCCAAGGUGGCCCUCCAGCACAACUUUGGCCUGGGAAGCGCCGCCGUCGUCACCCUCUACCGCGUCUACUCGGCGCAGCCGUCAGAAGCGGCCGCCAAGGCCCGUCUGUGA
Messenger RNA from Acanthamoeba castellanii str. Neff, 1143 nucleotides. RefSeq lists its product as uncharacterized. Bases 1 to 1143 code for a protein of 380 amino acids. Gene Ontology annotation, molecular function: acyltransferase activity, transferring groups other than amino-acyl groups. The record is from RefSeq and is a predicted model, not a curated record. The transcript has 11 exons. NCBI's taxonomy places the organism in Eukaryota, Discosea, Longamoebia, Acanthamoebidae.